This is a messenger RNA of Chelonia mydas (Green sea turtle), 2754 nucleotides long. RefSeq names its product TNF receptor associated factor 4 (gene TRAF4). Gene Ontology annotation, molecular function: zinc ion binding; protein binding. The coding region runs from base 68 to 1480 and encodes 470 amino acids. Gene Ontology annotation, biological process: activation of NF-kappaB-inducing kinase activity; regulation of apoptotic process; signal transduction. The record is from RefSeq and is a predicted model, not a curated record. The transcript is spliced from 7 exons. NCBI's taxonomy places the organism in Eukaryota, Metazoa, Chordata, Testudines, Cheloniidae.
CCGCCGCGCGGCGCGGCCCCAGUCGGUGCCCGGCAGGCGCGGGGCGAGCGGCGGCCCCGGCCCCACCAUGCCCGGCUUCGACUACAAGUUCCUGGAGAAGCCGAAGCGGCGGCUGCUGUGCCCGCUGUGCGGCAAGGCCAUGCGGGAGCCCGUGCAGGUCUCCACCUGCGGCCACCGCUUCUGCGACACCUGCCUGCAGGAGUUCCUCAGUGAAGGCGUCUUCAAGUGUCCAGAGGAUCAGCUGCCCCUCGACUACGCCAAGAUCUACCCGGACCCCGAGCUGGAGGCGCAGGUGCUGAGCCUCACCAUCCGCUGCAUCCACAGCGAAGAGGGCUGCCGCUGGAGUGGGCACAUCAAGCACCUGCAGCCCCAUCUCGGCACGUGCGGCUUCAACGUGAUCCCGUGUCCCAAUCGCUGCAGCACCAAGCUGAGCCGGCGCGACCUGCCCGACCACCUGCAGCACGACUGCCCCAAGCGCCGCGUCAAGUGCGAGUUCUGCGCCAGCGACUUCUCCGGCGAGGCCUACGAGAAUCACCAGGGCGUCUGCCCCCAGGAGAGCGUGUACUGCGAGAACAAGUGUGGGGCUCGCAUGAUGCGUCGGCUGCUGUCCCAGCACGCGCUGGCCGACUGCCCCAAGCGCACCCAGCCCUGCCCCUACUGCACCAAGCAGUUUGUCUUUGACACCAUCCAGAAUCACCAGUACCAGUGUCCCCGCUACCCCGUGCCCUGCCCCAACCAGUGCGGGACACCCAGCCUCGCCAGAGAAGACCUGUCCGGGCACCUGAAGGAGAACUGCAGCACAGCCGUGGUGCUGUGCCCCUUCAAAGACGCUGGCUGCAAACAUCGGUGCCCCAAGCUGGCCAUGAGCCGGCACCUGGACGAGAGCACCAAGGUGCAUCUGGGCAUGGUGUGCUCCCUAGUCAGCCGGCAGCGGCAGGAGAUCCAGGAGCUGCGGCAGGAUGUGGAGGAGCUGUUGGUCAGCAGUGACGGGGUCCUGAUCUGGAAGAUCGCAGACUACGCCCGCAAGCUGCAGGAGUCCAAAGUGCGCAGCAACUACGAGUUCUUCAGCCCACCCUUCUACACCCACCGGUACGGCUACAAGCUGCAGGUGUCCGUGUUCCUCAACGGGAACGGCAGCGGGGAGGGCAGCCACCUGUCCGUCUACAUCCGGGUGCUGCCGGGGCAGUACGACAGCCUCCUGGAGUGGCCCUUCUCCUACCGCGUCACCUUCUCCCUGCUGGACCAGAGCGACCCCUCGCUGGCCAAGCCCCAGCACAUCACUGAGACCUUCAACCCUGACCCCAACUGGAAGAAUUUCCAGAAGCCGGGGGCCUCCCGCAGCUCCCUGGACGAGAGCACGCUGGGCUUCGGGUACCCCAAGUUCAUCUCGCACGAGGACAUCAAGAAGCGCAAUUACGUGCGGGACAACACCGUCUUCAUCAAGGCCUCGGUGGAGAUCCCACCGCGAAUCCUGGCCUGAGCCUGGCAUGGGGACGUUAGCCAGGGGCCUCGCGGCUCAGCCUGGCCGCAGCUGCGUUGCAGCGACUCCGUGGCCUUUCUCGGUCUGCAGCAGCCUGAGGGCACCGUGGGCUUGUCUGACUGGGGCCCUCUUGGUGUUUCCGCCCCAGAGGCCCAGCAGCCUCCUCCUGAGCAGGGACUGUCGCAAGCAGGUUUCCUGCAGCAGCCAUGGCCUGGAACCACCCUGGGCCCCGCCAGCUGAGACCCAGCGCCGUGGCUGGAGCUGGCCGUGGGGUGCAGGGAGAGGCCCUGCAGACUGGGUGGGAAGGAGAGCAGGCCCUGCCCUUCCAUACAUGUUCCCAUGGGCUGGCUCUCCAGCCUCAGGACAGCCGUGGGGCCCAGGCAGGCUGGUCACCGCUGCCCCCAGCCUGUGCCCCACCAGAGUGAAACACCACCUCUGUGGGGCGGUGUUGCAGCUGGGCCUGGGGGAACCCCAGCCCCCCUCCAGCACCUGCAAGCUCUGGAGCGGUGCCCACGGGGGGGCAGGGGGGUAGAGCCAUGCUGUCCUGAUAGCAUCAGUGGCAUUGCCCCCGGGGAUCUGGGGCGUCUAGGCUGCCACCCCAUUGGGACAAAGUGGAUCCACCUGAUCUCCACUGGGGCCAUUGGUCAUAUAACCCAAGCUCUCCUCCCCUCCUGAGUGCCUGGAGGGGGCAAGGCCUGGGGCUCCCUGCAGGCUGCCCGCCUCGGGGCAGGACUCGCCCCUGUGCCCUGCAGCUCAGCUAGGGCAUUCCCCCUCCCCCCGAGAGCCCCAGAGAAGCCUGGACAACACAGGAGCCAUGUAGCGGGGCAGGGACCCCCUCCCCUCCCAUGAGGCCUUUGCAAUGAAGCCCUAAGAAGGGAGCCCCAGUGAGGGGUCCCCUUGUAGCUACCAGCCCCCUGGUGCUCUGGAAGCCCCACAGGGAGGUACAGACCAGCCAGAGCCUGAUGCCCCAGCAGCAAGGAACCGGCAGGUCCCCUGGCGCUGGGUAUGCGGCUGCCAGGGUCCCCAGGCUCCGUCUCCUUCCUGCUGCCUCAGGGACCCCCGGAGGGCACAGGGCCCCUCCACCCAGAGCCAUGUUUUGUGAGCACCUGCCCCAGCGUCUGGCUGGGGAGCUGGGGUGCAUGUGUCUUAUCACCGGGGAGUCUUCCAUAUCGCGUCACUCCGAGGGGAGGGCGUCUGUUAUUUAUUGUCCUGGCUGCGGAGCUGCCCGGCCCUGCUGCCUUCACACUUUUUCAAUAAACUCUUCUUGUAUUUAU